Messenger RNA from Alosa alosa (allis shad), 1790 nucleotides. It is a transcript of the gene sfxn5a, whose product is annotated as sideroflexin 5a. The coding region runs from base 162 to 1139 and encodes 325 amino acids. Gene Ontology annotation, cellular component: mitochondrial inner membrane. The record is from RefSeq and is a predicted model, not a curated record. NCBI's taxonomy places the organism in Eukaryota, Metazoa, Chordata, Actinopteri, Clupeiformes, Clupeidae. The transcript has 14 exons. Gene Ontology annotation, molecular function: monoatomic ion transmembrane transporter activity; citrate transmembrane transporter activity. Gene Ontology annotation, biological process: mitochondrial transmembrane transport; citrate transport; monoatomic ion transport.
UUACGUCCGAUGCAAUCAGUUUCAAAAUGUGAGCCAAAGACUACUACACCCAUAAUGCUUUGAUACGGAUACGAUGUGUUGUGUGACUUCGUGUUUUCAGCAGGAAUUCUGCAUGAAGUUCGGUGAAGUGAACAACAUCGGUUUAGGUCAUUCCCGAAAAAAUGUCUGCGUCUGAAGAAUAUCCUGCAUUUAGACUCGGCGAGUCCCGUUUCGAUCAGAGAUCCUUUUAUGGCCGACUUCGACACUUCUUGAAUGUGAUUGACCCACGCACCUUGUUUGUGUCUGAGAGUCAUCUGAAUGCGAGUGUGAGAAUGUUGGAGCAGUUCAAGAAUGGCUCUCUCCCUCCAGGUGUGACCGAUGCUCAGCUGUGGGAGGCCCAGAAAAUAAAGCAGGCCAUCAUCCAUCCAGACACUGGAGAGAAAAUCUUCAUGCCUUUUCGGAUGUCAGGUUACAUUCCCUUUGGUACACCAGUGGUAGUUGGGUUGCUCCUUCCCAAUCAGACUUUAUUAUCCACGGUCUUCUGGCAGUGGUUGAACCAGAGUCACAACGCCUGUGUCAACUACAGCAACCGAAAUGCCUCACAGCCAACAUCAGGAUCAAAGUUUCUUCAAGGCUACUUGGGAGCAGUGACCAGUGCAGUUUCUAUUGCUGUGGGACUAAGCGUGUUUGUGCAGAAAGCUGAGCGGUUCAGUCCGGCUACUCGCCUCCUCGUCCAGAGAUUCAUUCCCUUUCCUGCAGUCGCUAGUGCCAACGUGUGCAAUGUUGUCCUGAUGAGGUACUCUGAGCUAAAGGAAGGCAUCAGUGUUCUGGAUGACCAGGGCACAGUGGUGGGCACCUCACAAGUAGCAGCAAGACAUGCAAUCUUGGAGACUGCCAUGACACGAAUGGUCCUCCCAAUGCCCAUUCUGGUCCUUCCCCCUAUUGUUAUGACUUUUUUAGAGAGGUUGCCUUUGCUGCAGAGGCGCCCACGGCUGGUGUUGCCAGUGCACAGUCUGGUGUGUCUGGCGGCUUUCAGCUUGGCCCUGCCCCUCGCCAUCAGCCUGUUCCCUCAGCAGUCCCAGAUCCACGUGUCUCUGCUUGAACCAGAGAUUGCUGCAGCGACAGACUGCAAGAUUGUGACUUAUAACAAGGGUCUCUAAUCGGUCAGUCCUUAGGCUUAAGUCAAGAGUGCCUACCAAACCCAAUAAGUGAAGUUUACAACUUCUAGCAUCGAGCUGAAGCAUCACUGAAUGUAAGACACACACACGCACACGCGCACACACACACACACACACACACACACACACACACACACACACACACACCAAAUCUGAGCCAAAUCAUGCAUGAGAUAUUUGCUGUACCCCGUUAGGUAUGUUCAUGUCUCUAAUCAUUUCCGAUUUGAAAAAGGGGAACAGACUUAAAGCCGUGUAGCUUCUCCAGGCAUCUCUUAUGUGAACUAUGUGAACAAGUGAUGUAGGGAUCACAUUUACCUUAGCGCUUACAUUGUGUAUUUUUAUUAAUCCAUCAGAUGAAUUACAUUUAGCAAUUGUAACCACCCUUGUAAUCUCCCUUCCCCGUUUUGAUAACAUGUUAAUCAUUGUAACCAUCAGAUUAAUGUAUACUGUGAGACCACCUUAUAAUACUAUUGUUUGUAUGCUGAUCUCAGGAUUUAAGUGCAAAUAUGCAAAUGCAAAUAUGUAAUGCAAAUGCAAAUAUGUAGCAAUAUUUUCCAUGAUGGAUUGUCGUUUCUUACUAAUUCUGAAUUUAACUGGCACUAUAACCUUGUAUAAAUAUUUUCAAAAGUUAAA